AUGGGGGAGUCCGCCCAGCGCCAGUCCUCGGGACUGGGAUCGGUUUGGAAACACCUGUCUUGGGCACUGUUGACCGUGCAGUGUACGUCCUUUGUCUUGCUAUUGCAUUAUUCCAGGAUUAUGUCGCCCGCUGGCGGCAAGCGCUACCUUACGUCAACCACCGUUUUCUUCAAUGAGGUCGUCAAGCUCGCCAUCUCCCUGACCAUGGCGCUCUACGAGGUUUCGAAGACAGCCCCUCCUUCAGUACCUGCGACUUCUCUUUUCUUCUCCCUCACAACUGCCAUAUUUUCCGGUGAUAGCUGGAAGCUUGCUAUUCCUGCCUGUCUCUAUACGCUUGCGAAUUCGCUGCAGUACAUCGCUCUGUCGAACCUGCCGCCAGCCACUUUCCAAGCAUCAUACCAAUUGAAACUGAUCGUUGUGGCCAUAGCCAGCUUGGUAUUGCUCAAGAGACCUGUCUCGCUCCGGAAGUUGGGACUCAUGGUCCUUCUCUUGGCGGGCGUUGCUUUGGUGCAGAUGCCCACUGGAAACCCUGACGAUAUGACCCUCCAAGAUGAGACCGCGCUUGGCGCCUGCCUCGCUUCCGGCGUUGCAAGCGUCUACUUCGAGAAAGUGCUGAAGGACAGUGCGAAGUCGACUUCGCUCUGGAUUCGCAACGUGCAGUUGUCCGUCUACUCGAUAUUCCCGGCGCUUUUCAUUGGGGUUGUUUUCUUGGAUGGCGAGAAGGUUGCUGCCAAUGGCUUUUUCGAGGGCUACAACUGGAUUGUUUGGUCUACUGUUGUCGUACAGGCUAUUGGUGGCAUUGCCACGUCCUUCUACAUUGGUUAUGCAUUCCGAGAUGGCAAGAACAUGGCCAUGGCUGCGAGUAUUGUACUCACCACGGUGGCUAGCGUUUGGCUAUUUGAGUUUGAACUCACUGCCAAUUAUCUCCUGGGGUCGUUCGCAGUAUUGGUGGUUACUUGCCUUUGCGAGGAUGCAAAUUCUGCAUCUGCCCAGGCCAAGCGUCAGACCUUCCGUCCACCCCCAAUCCGCGUAGAUCGCUAUGAGAAGGAAAGCAAGAGUGGGGAUGCUUCACCAGCCUCCCCAUCGCCUAACGAGAUCUCCAUAAAGCUUCCUGGUACGCCCUUUCUCUCUACUGAUGGGCUUUCGACGUCCAGGCCUACAUCUCCGGGCCACGUACGCGCUGGCCGCACCCCAAGCGGUGGAUAUUUCGAAAAGCACUCACGAGACAACUGA
Messenger RNA from Aspergillus niger, 1233 nucleotides. RefSeq lists its product as uncharacterized. Gene Ontology annotation, biological process: pyrimidine nucleotide-sugar transmembrane transport. Gene Ontology annotation, molecular function: UDP-galactose transmembrane transporter activity. Gene Ontology annotation, cellular component: Golgi membrane. The record is from RefSeq and is a predicted model, not a curated record. NCBI's taxonomy places the organism in Eukaryota, Fungi, Ascomycota, Eurotiomycetes, Eurotiales, Aspergillaceae. The transcript is spliced from 5 exons. Bases 1 to 1233 code for a protein of 410 amino acids.